Molecule: messenger RNA, 824 nt
Organism: Gavialis gangeticus (Gharial)
Lineage: Eukaryota; Metazoa; Chordata; Crocodylia; Gavialidae
Gene: RPL8
Product: ribosomal protein L8
Exons: 5
Coding region: 7-780 (257 amino acids)
Biological process (GO): cytoplasmic translation
Cellular component (GO): cytosolic large ribosomal subunit; ribosome
Molecular function (GO): structural constituent of ribosome; RNA binding
Source: RefSeq, a predicted model, not a curated record
AGCACCAUGGGUCGCGUGAUCCGGGGGCAGCGCAAAGGCGCCGGGUCCGUGUUCCGCGCCCACGUGAAGCACCGUAAGGGUCCGGCCAAGCUGCGGGCCGUAGACUUCGCCGAACGCCACGGCUACAUCAAGGGCAUCGUCAAGGACAUCAUCCAUGAUCCUGGCAGAGGUGCUCCCCUUGCCAAGAUAGUGUUCCGUGAUCCAUACAGGUUCAAGAAAAGGACGGAACUGUUCAUCGCAGCUGAGGGUAUCCAUACAGGUCAAUUUGUUUAUUGUGGCAAGAAAGCUCAGCUUAACAUUGGCAAUGUCCUGCCUGUUGGCACCAUGCCAGAAGGCACCAUUGUUUGCUGCCUUGAAGAGAAACCUGGUGACCGUGGUAAGCUGGCCCGUGCUUCUGGAAACUAUGCCACAGUUAUCUCUCACAAUCCUGAAACCAAGAAAACCAGAGUGAAGCUGCCUUCAGGUUCCAAGAAGGUGAUCUCUUCUGCAAACAGAGCUGUUGUGGGCAUUGUUGCUGGUGGAGGUCGUAUUGACAAACCUAUCUUAAAGGCUGGUCGUGCCUACCAUAAAUAUAAGGCUAAGCGGAACUGCUGGCCCCGUGUUCGUGGUGUGGCUAUGAACCCUGUAGAACAUCCUUUUGGUGGUGGUAACCAUCAGCACAUUGGUAAGCCAUCAACCAUCAGGAGAGAUGCUCCAGCUGGGCGUAAGGUUGGCCUUAUUGCUGCCCGUCGUACUGGAAGACUGCGUGGAACAAAGACUGUGCAGGAGAAAGAGAACUAAUGUCUUUGACUGCACAUCUUGCACAAUAAAAUUUUUUAAAAAUG